GGGCCAGUGUUCGCCCUAUCUAGUGAAGACGGUGUGCGGGCUGUUGACAGAGAGUUCCGCAGACCGGCCUACUCGGAGUUAAAGCGAUGUACAUUUAGGUUGGAGGAAUGAAUGUUUUCGCCCUCCAUAUGUUUUAAUAUAAACCGUUAAUUCACGGCGUCGAUGUGAAGGGUUUACUGGGUAGGGGUGAGUGUUUGAGGAUGGAGUGUGUUAGAGUGUUCGUGCUGUCGGCCGCGCAGGUUUACACACUCUUCACCAUCCAGCUCUUCAUCACUGCGCGGCCCGCCCACGCUGACAUCACCGCCGUUUCAUCUGAUAAUAAGACAGAGAGUUUUGAUGACCUCCCGGCAAGGUUCGGGUACCGGCUGCCCAGCGAGGGGCUGAAGGGUUUUCUGAUUGGAGCUCGGCCGGAGAACGCGUGUGAGCCCAUCGAUCCUCCACCAAUCAGAGAGCGGGAAAACUCCAGCACCUUCUUCGUCCUCAUCAAACGCUUUGAUUGUAACUUUGACAUCAAGGUUCUUCAUGCUCAGCGUGCAGGAUAUAAAGCAGCAAUCGUUCACAAUGUGGACUCUGACGACCUCAUCAGUAUGGGCUCUAACGACUUGGACAUUGUGAAGCAGAUAGACAUUCCAUCAGUGUUUAUUGGAGAAGUUGCUGCAAACGCUCUAAAGCAGGAUUACACCUAUGAGAAAGGAGGUCAUGUGAUCGUCAUGCCGGAUUUUAGCUUGCCUCUGGAAUACUACCUGAUCCCGUUCCUCAUCAUCGUUGGAAUCUGCCUCAUUCUUAUCGUCGUUUUUAUGAUCACUAAGUUUGUGCAGGAUCGUCACAGAGCCAGGAGGAGCCGCCUGAGGAAAGAUCAGCUGAAGAAACUUCCGGUUCACAAAUACAAGAAAGGUGACGUUUAUGACGUUUGUGCGAUUUGUUUAGACGAGUAUGAGGAAGGAGAGAAGCUGCGGGUUCUGCCAUGUUCUCAUGCGUAUCACUGUAAGUGUGUGGACCCCUGGCUGACCAAGACGAAGAAGACGUGUCCGGUCUGUAAGCAGAAGGUGGUUCCGUCCGAGGGCGACUCUGACUCCGACUCGGACUCUGGAGAGAGUGGCCCGGAGGAGAACGAGGAAAUUUCGGAAAACACUCCGCUCCUGCGCUCGCUGGCGUCCACAAGCGGUCAUUCCUUCGGCACCAUGGCGACUGCGCUGUCCCCGCAGGAACACGAGGAGUCCUCCAACUACGACGAGCAGAGCGACAUGGACACCAGCGACAGCGAGGAGGAGGUUACCGUGGAGACAGUGGUGGUGCAGCUGCAGCAGGAGCGACACGCAGGCGACGGAGCGAAGGCUUAAAGCGAGGGUCCGAAACACAGCGGCCCGGCCCGCUCCCCUCAGACUGUACCGGGGGGUGGGGGGUCACCGAAACAUCUCAUCACUGCUUGCAUAAAUUCAUCUCUCUCUCUCACACACACACACACACACACACACACACACACACACACCUGCACGUUCUUUCUUUAACUGACGAAUAAACGGACGAUAAAGUUCUGCGGAUCAAAUCAGGAGUUAAUUAAUAUUCAUUAAUGUUAACCUUAACUUUGACCGAUACAGUUAAGGAAACACUCACCAUAAACCGGACUCACCAGUGUGUGUGUUGUGUAAAUCACUCUGAUAUUAAUUAAUAAUUCUCUGAUUAAAACAGUGACUGUAUGCUAAUUAGAGGGUGGGGUUUAACAGUCAAUUAUACAGUAAAGGUUUAAUACUGUACGCUUUAAUGGAUCAGUGAUGUCAAAGUUUCUGCUGUACAUUUUCAGAAGCAGAUUUUUUUGGGGGGGUAGAGGGAUGGGGGGUUACACGGUUUAAUAAUAAACAGUGUUUAAAUUAUAAACAGGGUUCUGAAUGGAGAACUGUAAUUCACCUUUUAUCAAGCACCGUUUUAUUAAUCUCAUUUUCCUUAAUGAUCGUCGCUACAAUACAAAUAAUUUUGUAAUAAUUUUUUGCCAAACUGUAAAGAUGAAAGAUCAGAGGAGAAUCGAUCGGAAUGUUGAUCUGAACAGAAUUCAGCCAAACUGGUUCUGGUUGUUUUUCAAAAGUUUGAAUGAAGAACUUUUCCUUUUAAUGCUCAGCCUCUAAAUGACCGUCACUCAAAGUUUUGAUGCACCUUCAUUAAUAUUCAUGUAGUCAUUUUGUGAGCUUUUUUUUGUUUUUUUUUUAAACAAGUAAUUUCAUAUCAUUUAAAUACUGUAUCUAGAACGUCUCUCCGAUGGAGAACCGUUACAGUCUGUUUGUUGCCUUCGUCUGUAAAUCGUUUCACUUCAUCUCAAUUAAAAUGAUUUUGUUGGAGAAAAAAUAAGUGAUUUUUACAGGAUCAUUAGAGUGUGUGUGAGGGGGGUGUGUGUGUGAGGGGUGUGUGUGUGAAUGUGCAGAAAAGGAAAACAAUCAUCAUCAGGUUGGAAUAAAUUUAUUGAUCAGUCUGUAAACAGAGAAUCAGUCGAUGGCGUUUUAUGGGUUUGAUAUGAAAUCAGAUGCAAGAAAAGUCUGGAGGGAAAAUCAGCAGCAAAUUCUGAAUCUGUGCAAAAAUACAAAUAAAAUAACUUAAAAUCCUUCAACAGAAACGUGUUCUGUCAGCAUUUUGGCACAGAAUAAACGCGUUUCUGAGCUUUUUUCCUAAAACAAUACGUUUAUUACGACCAACCACUGUCCGUUUCUCCAUGAACUCGUUUAUUCAGUUCAUUCUGCUUCAGUGUUUUUUUUGGAUCUGAGCUUUAAAACUGGAUUCAACAUCUGGUUUACAAUUUUAACCAUUUUAACAGUUUUAAAAUAAACUGUAAUUAAUUCCACAGUUCAGUUACAUUGUGGGCUUAAAAUGCAGUAAUUAAUAAAUCUAUAAAAAAUUAAACUGCAGAUCAAUCCACUGAGGAGCGAAUCGUCAGGAGUGCGUUAGUGUUUUAUA
Colossoma macropomum (tambaqui) is the source of this 2940-nucleotide messenger RNA. RefSeq names its product ring finger protein 13 (gene rnf13). Gene Ontology annotation, biological process: ubiquitin-dependent protein catabolic process; positive regulation of DNA-templated transcription; protein ubiquitination. Bases 201 to 1340 code for a protein of 379 amino acids. The record is from RefSeq and is a predicted model, not a curated record. Gene Ontology annotation, cellular component: nucleoplasm; cytoplasm. Lineage: Eukaryota; Metazoa; Chordata; Actinopteri; Characiformes; Serrasalmidae. The transcript has 10 exons. Gene Ontology annotation, molecular function: ubiquitin protein ligase activity.